AUGAUACAUGAAAUAAUCUUAAGUUUGAUAGGGCAAACAGGAGAUAUAAUUAUUUUAGUGGAAAAAAAAAAGAAGAAAACAUUAAAUGAAAAUAAUGUAAAUAUUGAUGAAUAUGGUUUCGAAGUCAAUAAUAAUAUUCAUAUAUUUCUGAAUUCGGAAAUAAAGAUAAUUAAUGAGAUUGUAGAGUUAGGUUACUAUUUUUAUAUAAUAAAUAUAUUUUGCCUAUUAGUUAAAAAAAAUACCAUUUAUAAAAAUUUAACUCAUAUACACAAAUUUAAUAAAUUAAAUGGAGAAAAAAAAAAAAUUAGUGUUAUUAAUGAAAAUUUAGAAAGAGAUAACAAUACGUCAACUACUGUUAAUUCUUCUUCAUUUAGUUCGUCUUCUUAUGAAUCAUCUACCGAUGAAAAAACUGAAGAUGAUUAUAAUUUGAAUACAUCCUAUAAAAAAAACAGUGUUAAAGAUAGAAAUGAAAUAGAUAAUUAUUUUGGUGUUAUAUUAAAAAAAAUAAAAAGUUUAAAUAAUGUAAAUCCCUAUGGAUAUUAUGCAAAUGGAUUAUGCAAUGAAAUAAAUAAGUUUAUAAAAAAAUAUUUAAAAAAAAUUAGUGAAAUUGAGGAGUACAUAAAUAAUAAUAAUAAUACUCCAUUAACACAGAUAUUAACAAUGUUAGAAAAAAAAAGAGAAGAAAUAAUAAUAAUAAUAAAUAUCAUAAAAAAAUAUUUAGAGUUUCAGAAAAGAGAAGAACAAAAUGUAUCAGAAGGGGAAAGUAGAAAUAAAACAAAAGAAAUUAUGGAUUAUUUAUAUGAAAAUUGUUUAAGUGGGAAUUCAAGAACUAAAAGUAUUUACCACAAAUAUUUUAAAAAUCUAGGAAAAAUUUUAUUACAUCAAAUUUUUUCAUGGAUAUUGUACGGUCAAUUAAUAGACCCAUAUUAUGAAUUUUUUAUUCAAAAAAGACAAUUUAUUUAUUCUGAUGAUAAAAAAAUAUUUUUAUCACCAGAAGAAUUAUAUGAAAAUCUAACAUUAACAAAUGUACAAAGUUUAAAUUUUGAAUGGAACUAUUUAUUUUUUCAAUCAAUUUCUAAUCUUCCUGAAUGUUGUAUAGAUAAAAUUGUAGGGAGAAAAAUUCUCUUUAUAGGGAAAUCAGUACGUAUAUUAAUUAGAAGUAAUAAAUGGAAUACCAAUGAUAUAAUAAAAUUGUUUUCAAUUACAAAUAUAUUAUCAAAAGCUUUUAAUGAAAAACCUUAUAAGAGUUAUAAAAAUAGUUGGGACAAUGCAAAUUAUAACAUGUGCCAUGAAAAUCACACAAAUGAUCAAAAUACUUAUACUAGUGCUUUAUCUGUUUCUUGUUCAAGUAGCUCUAAUAGUUCAUAUGAUAAAUCAUCUGAAUCUGAAAAAGAUACUCUGAACUUAUACUGCAAAGAAAUAUUUGACAUUUCUAUUGAAAAAAUUAGAAGUAUAAUAGCUUAUAAAUUGUGGAAAUAUAUAGUUAAGGAUAUAAAUUUAAUUAAAAUAUUUGAUCUAUUUAAAGAUAUAUAUUUAUUAAACAAUGGAGAUUUUUAUGAUUAUUUUUUAGAAAAAUCUUGGUCAUUAAUGCAUACCCCUCCAAAUUCUAAAAAUGAAAUUCUGCUAAAAAUUUUAGCAUGGAAAAAUUCUUCUACAUUAGUAGAAGAUUACUGUAAAUCUAAAUAUGAAAAUAAAAAGGAUAAAUUAAAAUUAAACAGCUAUGAAAAUUCUCUUUUUACAGAGUAUAAUAAUAAUGAAAAUGAAUCUAACUUUUUUAGUGGUACAAAUGCAUAUAUGUUCAAUGCUGAUAAUUCUGAAAAUAUUAUUUCUAAAUAUUUUUAUCCUAGGAUAUCUCAUAAAAAAUUUUCCUAUGAUUCUUUUGAAAAAGAAAAAUACGAUAAUUUAAUAUUAGGUGGUAUGAGCUAUAUUUACGAUAAGAAGAUUGUUUUAAAUGACUUCUUUAAAGGAAUACAAACUUUGUUUAAGAAAAAAUAUUAUGAUUAUGAUAAUAUUUUUAGCGUAUGCAUUAACAACUACAGACAACAAAUAUUAAGAGGAUUCAAACACGGUUUUGAUUUUUCCGUUAAUUUUAAUAAUUUCUUUGAUAAUAAGUCAAUUUACAUAGAAAAAAAAGAAACUAGUACAAAUGAAAAUAUCAUAAAUAAUGAUACGAAAAAAUUAAAGGAAAAUGAUUUUCUUGUUGGUUCCUGUUUUGCUUUAGUUAUUCAUUCAGUAAGAAAUCCUUUACUAUAUAAAACAGAUAUAUUAGAUAGUUCUUUAGGAUAUUGGGGAUCUUUGGGAGAUUGCUUGUCUGUUGAAAUUAAAGUAAAAUUUUAUGAAAAAAAAGAUAAAAAAAAGCAUUUAACUGAAAACAGGGUAAAUGGCAGUAAUGAGAAUUCAGUUAACUUAAAUGAAGUAAUUUUAGGAGACGUGGAAAUAGAAGUUUCUCUAUAUAUAGGAGGAAAGGGAAUUUCUUCAUUUGUCCAUAACAACAAUACUUAUUCUGUUGACUACACAAAAGAAUCUAUUUUAAAUAAUAAAUUAUUAGAAGAUAACAUAAACAAAGAAAAUAAAAAAAAGUAUGAUGAUAUAGAGAAUGAAGAAAAUUAUAUAAAAAAAAAUAAAAAUAAUACAAAUAUAACAAAUGAAGAUAAUUUAUUAAAUGAAAAUAUGUGCUAUAAUGAUAAUAAAGCAACUAAAAUACCUGUAUUAAAAAUUCAGAGUAAUAAACAAAUUUUUCCUGAUAUUAAUAAAAAUACUUUAACUAAAUUCCGUGUGAGAAUAAACUGUCUAAAACACUCUUUUAGUGUAUAUAUACAAAAAUUAGAUGAAUAUAAUAUAAACUUAAAUAAUCAGAAAAAUAAGAUAAAACCUAUUAUUCAUAUUAGAGCAUUAGAUAUGACUCAAGCGUUUACCUUAGACAUUGGUAAUGCAUAUAUAGGAUUUUAUACAUGCCCAAUAUUAUUUAAACAUAAAUUGCUAAAAAAAAAAAAUAAAUUAAAUGAAUGGUUUAAGAAUUUUUAUGGUGAAACAUUAAAUGUUGAUUCUACUAUUUACAAAAAAAAUUUUUUUAAUGUAGAAAAUAAAGAAAGCAAAGAAAUCAUACAAAAAGAAAUAGAUAAUAUAAAUAAAAUUAUCUUAUAUAAUAACAAUAUUAAUGAAUUAGAUAAAAUAGAUUAUAAAAAAAAAAAAAAAAAACAGAAAUCAAAAAACUCACUAUUAUUUAGCUCUUAUGAUUGUUCAGUUGAAAUAUGUAAAUGGUUUCAUCAAUCUUAUAAAUCUCCUAUAGAAAUCCCUGAAAUUGAUAUAGAUAAUGAAACAUUAAUAUUUUAUGAUAAGCAAAUAAAUAAAAAUAUAAAAAUUCAUAGUGGUUUGAAUUUAUGGAAUAAUAUAGAAAUUUAUUUUAAACUUACUUGGCCGAUAGCUUUAAUUAUUAAUACUAAUACUAUAUAUACAUAUAAUUCUAUAUUUCAAUUUUUGUUUCUUUUAGGUAGAAUAUAUUAUAAUUUAAAAAUUUUGUGUUAUCACAAUAGGCGCUUAUAUAAAUAUUUAAAGUAUAAAAGAGGGGCUUUAUUAUUUUCUUUUUUAUUUUCUAUUAGAUAUAAAAUGCAAUUCUUCUUCUUUCAUUUAAUUAAAUAUUUACAAGAAGAUAUUAUUAAUCAUGAAUAUAGACUAAUGACUACUCAAAUUCAUAAAUCAAAAGAUUUUGAAUAUACAAAAUCAAUUCAUGAUUUAUAUAUUUCUCAAAUAGCGACAAAAUGUUUUUUGCGUGUUCAAAAUUUAACUACUCCAUUAAUUGAAUUAGUGGAUAUAUCUUUUAAAUUUUGUUACUUUUUCCAAUGUUUGAUAGAAAACGAGUUAUUUACUGAUAUUUUAAAUUAUGAAAUGAUUAAUGAAAAAGAUGAAGACAAAAAUUUCGAAGAAAAUAAUAAAAGUAAUGAAAACUAUGAUGAUAAAAAUGAAGAUUUAAAUCAGGUUAUUGACAAAUUAUUACAAUAUAAUGACACAUUUAAUGAAAAACUUAUUUGUGUUCUUAAUGAAAUGAUAAAUAUAAGUUCUAAUUCUAAUCAUGCUCACCUUGCUCAUUUACUAACCAUAUUAGAUUUCAAUAAUUAUGUAACUAAGAUCAAAGAAUCUCGAAUGAAAAAUAAAAGUGAAAAUAUAGAGAAAAAUGUACAAAUAGAUGAAGAUACUGUUGAAAACAAUAAAAACAUUCGUUUAAAUAAAAGUAAUGAUAAUAAAAUGGAAUAUGAAGAUAUGGAAAGUUUAAAAAUUAGUGAUAACUGUUACUUAGAUAAAAAAGAACUAUACUCUAACAACCUUUUAAAUGAUACAAGCAUUUCAAUAAAUGAUGUAUCACACAAUAUACAGAAGAUAAAUAUAGAUAGAAAUAAUGAUUUUAUAGAAAAAAGAAUAGUUAACAAUUUUAGUAAUUUAUUAUAUAAUAAUAUUUAUCAUAAUAAAAACAUACAACAAAAUGACAUAAAUCAAUAUAAUAAAAAUAAUAUAUCUACAAAAGCUGAUAAAAACCUCUUGAAUAGUAAUACAAAUAUAACAAAUAUAGAUUACAAUAAUAGUAAUAAUUUAAAUAAUAAUUAUUUAAUUGACAAAUACUCAAAUAUUUUGAAUAGUUAUAUGAAUAAUAGCAAUAAUAGUAAUUCAAUAUAUAAUUCAACAAGAAAUUGUGCAAAUAAUUAUAAUUUGAAUUCAUAUAAUUCUAUGUUAGACAUCGCCAAUUUAAAACAUACAAAUCAUAUUAAUGAUAUAUCUAAUACUAUACAUAAUGAUAUUAGCAAUUAUAACAUUCGUGAUUUUGAGUUAGGCUUAAAUAUUAAUAACAAAUUAAAUUAUGAAAGUAAUAUACCAAACAAUAUUGAUAUUAAUAGUAUUAAUCGGAACAUUGAUUUAAGUGACAACGAUAAUAGAUAUGAUCAAAUAUUAUUAAAUAAUAAAAGUAAAAUAGAUAGUACUGCAGCAUCUAACUUAAACAAUCUUAUUGAUUUAAAUGUUAAAAAUAAAUUCAAUGUGCAAAAUCUUAUAGAAAAUUAUAAUUAUAAGUAUGAUAACCCUUCUGAUAAUUACUCUUUUAAUAACUAUGAUUUGGAUAAAUAUAACAACACAUCUCAUUUAUAUAACACAAAUAAUCUAUCUAGUUACAGCAACAUACCAUUGAAUAUUUAUCAGAAUGAAAAUAAUGUAGAUCAAAUGGAUCAGAAAAAUAAAAAACAUUAG
Molecule: messenger RNA, 5232 nt
Organism: Plasmodium relictum
Lineage: Eukaryota; Apicomplexa; Aconoidasida; Haemosporida; Plasmodiidae
Product: conserved Plasmodium protein, unknown function
Exons: 1
Coding region: 1-5232 (1743 amino acids)
Biological process (GO): meiotic cell cycle; cytoplasmic microtubule organization; mitotic cell cycle
Cellular component (GO): gamma-tubulin complex; centrosome; equatorial microtubule organizing center
Molecular function (GO): gamma-tubulin binding; microtubule minus-end binding
Source: RefSeq, a predicted model, not a curated record